AAAUUCUGCUUCCCAUGUGAACGGUGGUGUUUUGUAUUCCGCGUCCGAUCGUCUGCACCGAUUCCUUUCGCUACGCAGAAGAUUUUUUACCAAGAAAAGAAAAAACUUCGCAGACUCAGCUCUUUUCGCUGGCUUCAGAAACAGAUUUGAUUUUGGAAAAGAAAUUUUUUGCUGGCAUCCCAGACAACGAACGCCCCGAAAAUCAGUUGCUGGGCAACCCCUACUAAAGAAACGAAAAUCGAAAAGGGAGGAGGACCCACUGAAACUUACACGCAACGUCUGUAGGAUGAGCAAUGCGGGAAUCGACGGAGGAGGAGGAGGCGGUGGAGGAUCGGGUGCCGGAUCAGGAUCAGGAUCGACAACAGUGCCGCCCACAACGCCACCACCCACAGGCCAUGGAUCCACGCGCCGCCUGAGCCACCUGACGGGCAGUGGCCGUUCGGGAGGAGCCGCCGCCAUGGGCAAUGUGGUGGGCUGGCUGAAGCAGGCUUCCAUUGAGGUGCGAGACGCCGGCACACGAACUUUGUCGAUGCUGCAGAGCAGCAACCCAAACUUUCGAUCCCUGGACCUAUCUCUGGGCACGCCCACACCAACCACACCCACCUCCAGCGAAAUUCCAGCUGCUCCAGCCAGUGCCACCGCCUCGUUAAGUGGCUCCACGCUGCAAUUCGGACCGGAGGAACCAGAGGAAGGAUCCGCUGCCGGAGGAAGCCAAUCGCUGACGCCACUUGAUGCCAGGGAGCUCCUGACGAGACCCACACGCGCCUACGCCUCUGUCAGCCAGCCCCAAAGUCCAAGACAUCGAGGAUCCGGCGGCGGGACCGUUUCCGGAUCUCGGAUCAUCACACACGGCCUGACCGGACGCUCCACAUCGAUAUCCUCGCAGCUGGAGAAGACCAAGAAGCUGCUGAAAAUGACCGAGGGCGAGGACAAGCCGCUGACCAUUUUGCACUACAACGAUGUCUACAACAUUGAGUCCAUGGCGGAAACGGAGCCUGUUGGAGGGGCAGCCAGAUUCGCCACGGCCAUCAAGAGCUUCGCGCACCUGAAUCCGCUCGUGCUUUUCAGCGGUGAUGCCUUCUCGCCGAGCAUGUUGAGCACCUUUACCCAGGGUGAACAGAUGAUUCCUGUGCUCAAUUCGGUGGGUACACACUGUGCCGUUUUUGGCAACCACGAUUUUGAUCACGGCUUGGAUGUGCUGGUAAAACUGAUCAAGCAGACGGAAUUCCCCUGGCUCAUGUCCAAUGUGGUGGACAACGAAACCGGUCGUCCAUUGGGCGGUGGAAAGAUCUCGCACUUCAUACUACACAAUCAGAUAUCCAUAGGCUUAAUUGGACUGGUGGAGCGGGAGUGGUUGGAGACCCUGCCCACCAUCGAUCCCAAUGAGGUGACCUACAUCGAUUACGUGGAGGCGGGAAAUAAGCUGGCCCGCGAGCUGAGAAACGAGGGAUGUGACCUCAUCAUUGCCCUUACCCACAUGCGUACUCCCAACGAUAUUAAUCUGGCCGAGAAGUGCAGCGGCAUCGAUAUUAUUCUUGGUGGUCACGAUCACGUCCGCGAGGUGACCGAAAUCAAGGGCAAAAUGAUCGUCAAAUCGGGCACGGACUUCCAGCAGUUCUCCGUCAUCACAAUCGAGCGGGAUGCCGCCAAUCGUGAGCACUUCACAACGGACGUCAAGUGCUUCGAUGUGACGGCCAAAAUUCCGGAGGAUCCGGAGCUGAAACAGGAGCUCUCCAAAUAUGCCAAGUUCAUCGAGAGCAAGCUUUCGGAUGUAAUGGGUGUCUUCAGCGUGGAAUUAGAUGGCCGUUUUUCCCGCGUGCGGACCCAGGAAACAAAUCUGGGCAACUGGGUGUGCGACGUAGUUCUGGCCGCCGUCGGCGCCGAUGUGGUCAUCUUGAAUGGCGGCACCUUCCGUUCGGAUCGAGUGCAUCCGGUGGGUGCCUUUACCAUGGGCGAUCUGGUAAACGUUAUUCCCAUGCGGGACCCACUGAUCCUGCUCGAAGUCAAGGGUAAAAUACUGUGGCAGGCGCUGGAGAAUGGAGUUUCUGCCUAUCCCAAGCUGGAGGGAAGGUUCCCUCAGGUGUCGGGCAUCAGUUUUGCCUUCGAUCCGCAGGCGGAGCCCGGCAAACGUAUUGACCCGCAACUUAUCCAGGUGGGUGACGAGUACCUCAACCUGGAACAGACCUACAAGUUGUGCGUCAAGAGCUACAUCUUCAUGGGAUGUGAUGGCUACACCAUGUUCAAGGACGCAACUGUGCUGAUGGAUGAUGAUGCUUGUCCGGAGUUGGGAAUUACCCUGCAGAACCAUUUCAAGGCCAUCAAUUCCAGAAAGUGUGGACAAAACACUAAGCACCGCCAGUCGCUGGUCACACUUUCCCGGAGGCAUAGUCUGGUGCAGUGCUUGGAUAGUAUGGAUCUGGAUGGCCCAUCACCCAUCCGCAAAUUGUCCGUGGGUCACCACAACAAGUCGAUGGACUUGACGCAUGGCAAUUCUCAGAAGAUGCUGCGACGUGCGUCCUUGGAUGACCUGGAGCAGUCCACCUGCGAUUUGGCGCCUCAAUUGGAGCACCGUAUCGUUAUGAUACAAAACGAAGAACAUCACCGACAGUUGCUGUUCAAAAAGGAGACGCACAUAAUGAAUUCCACAAUCACCGAAGCCGAGGACGAUUACAAGAAAAUAAGACAACUUAAUUUAGGGGCAGGUUCCGAUAUGGAGAGAAAUAUUUGAAUAGGGGUUAGGCAAAAGCAAAGCGAAGAUAUACCCUUUAGCUAGUUAGAUAGUUGGCAGAUCUGUGGGAUCGUGUCCUAUAUUAUUACCGUUUAUUGUUAAAGCUUCUCUGUUUUUUCGGCUAAGUUUUGUUAUGAGCAUUUGUAAGACUUCCCCAGCGAUGUACGAGUAGUAUGAACAGGAUAUUGAUAUUGUAUAUGAUGCAUGUGUAGUGAGUACGUGUACCUAAAGCUUACCGCUAGUUUAAUUUACUUUUAAUUAGAUAAACUGAUUUACACCAGCAACUGAUUAUUGUACUGUAAUUACAGAGCAGCCCUUAUGUUUUGUGAUCUAGAUAACGAAAAGAGUUUGAGCCGAGCUUUGGGAAACCUCCAGAUAUUCCAAGUAGUUGUUUUAAAAACCCCGAGUCCCCGAACACAAUCAAAUACUGUAGGUUGUACGCAAACAAAUAGAAACACUGGACCGCGACGAGGAGGACUACGAGUAGCAAACUGAAGGGGCACGCAGAUGUAAAGUGAAUGUUAAGCAAUAUUUUAGACAAUGCACCUAGAUUUUGAAUGUCAAAAUGGGAUGUGUAUAUUUUUAUGGACGCUUUUGGUGCGCUUGAACAUGGCAGAGCAUAUUGUUUUUUAGAGAACGCGAGCACCACUCACGUGCAACACUCAUGGAUAAAUGCUUUAAUCUUAAAUAGUUCCUUGAACUUGCACACCACCAACACGAGUGUAUUUUGGUCCAUAGGCGAGGUCAGAACAAAAGCCAGAGCAGUGGCAGCUACCCACUCAAUUACAAAAAAGUUAAACAAUAAGUAGAGGAAGCCACUUAUAUGUACUCCAUGCUUAACUGAUUGUCCAUGCUUAGAACGUACAGUUAACUAAAGUGAACAAUAUACAGGCUCAACGUGCACCUGAUAAUUAAAAUUAUAAAGGACCCAUAAAUAUAUAUAUAUACACAGAUAUCGUAAAUCUGUCCACCUCCUUUGUCUCCCUUUAACUUUGAGGGCCCAUCCUUCAACACUUUUAAACUAUUUUGCAAUGGGUCAUUAGCCCGUAGAAGAACGCAUUUUGUGCAUAUUGAACGAAGUACAUUGAUUUAUGUAAACAUUUAUUAAAUACAUAAACUAUAUGUAAA
This is a messenger RNA of Drosophila santomea, 3856 nucleotides long. RefSeq names its product mannosylglucosyl-3-phosphoglycerate phosphatase. Gene Ontology annotation, molecular function: hydrolase activity. The transcript is spliced from 11 exons. The record is from RefSeq and is a predicted model, not a curated record. NCBI's taxonomy places the organism in Eukaryota, Metazoa, Arthropoda, Insecta, Diptera, Drosophilidae. The coding region runs from base 287 to 2728 and encodes 813 amino acids. Gene Ontology annotation, biological process: nucleotide catabolic process.